CGGGCGGGAGUUCCGGCAGUAGGCCCGUGUUGAGGGCCGGGAUCUUCACUAUGGCUGCUGAGCUGGACUACACCAUCGAGAUCCCGGAUCAGCCCUGCUGGAGCCAGAAGAACAGCCCCAGCCCAGAAGGGAAGGAGGCGGGGAUUCGACAUCCAGUAGUGAUUCUCUUAGGCUGGGGUGGCUGCAGGGAUAAGAACCUUGCCAAGUACAGCGCCAUCUACCACAAAAGGGGCUGCAUUGUGAUCCGAUACACGGCCCCAUGGCACAUGGUCUUCUUCUCUGAGUCCCUGGGCAUCCCUUCACUUCGUGUGUUGGCCCAGAAGCUGCUUGAGCUGCUCUUUGAUUAUGAGAUUGAGAGGGAGCCACUGCUCUUCCAUGUCUUCAGCAAUGCUGGCGUCAUGCUGUACCGCUACGUGCUUGAGCUCCUGCAGACCCAUCAGCGCUUCUGCCACCUUCGGGUGGUAGGCACCAUCUUUGACAGUGGUCCUGGUGAUAACAACCUGGUAGGGGCCCUGCGGGCCCUGGCGGUCAUCCUGGAGCACCGGCCUACCGUGUUGCGCUUGUUGGUCCUGGUGGCCUUUGCCCUGGUGGCAGUCCUGUUCCACAUCUUACUUGCUCCACUAACUUCCCUCUUCCAUACCCACUUCUAUGACAUGUUACAGAGCUCGGGCUCCCACUGGCCUGAGCUCUACCUCUACUCAAGGGCUGAUGAGGUAGUCCUGGCCAGGGACGUGGAACGCAUGGUGGAAGCACGCCUGGCCCACCAGGUCCUGGUGCGCUCUGUGGACUUUGUGUCAUCUGCACAUGUCAGCCAUCUCCGCGACUACCCGAUUUACUAUACGAGCCUUUGUGUUGACUUCAUGCACAACUGUGUCCAGUGCUGAGGGCCUGCUCCAAAAAUAAAAGCCUGAGACCUCC
Castor canadensis (American beaver) is the source of this 918-nucleotide messenger RNA. RefSeq names its product transmembrane protein 53 (gene Tmem53). The record is from RefSeq and is a predicted model, not a curated record. NCBI's taxonomy places the organism in Eukaryota, Metazoa, Chordata, Mammalia, Rodentia, Castoridae.